This is a messenger RNA of Colletotrichum navitas, 1081 nucleotides long. RefSeq lists its product as uncharacterized. The transcript has 2 exons. The coding region runs from base 320 to 991 and encodes 223 amino acids. The record is from RefSeq and is a predicted model, not a curated record. NCBI's taxonomy places the organism in Eukaryota, Fungi, Ascomycota, Sordariomycetes, Glomerellales, Glomerellaceae.
CGAAACGGUCACCCUGCUGAGUCUACCCCUCCUGCGUCGGCAAAGGAGGCCAAGAGCAAAGCCUGGACUUUACCUAGCGGCAGCUGGGAAGAGGAGGUCGAGAGCAUUGACGCCUGUGAGGACGAGGAAUCUGGAUCGUUGAUCAUCUAUCUGAACUGGCGCAACGGCCAGAAGACUAAGCACUCCAAGGACGUCGUGUACAAGCGAUGCCCCCAAAAGAUGCUGCAAUUCUACGAAAGACACAUUCGCAUCAUCAAGGCGGGUCCCGAGCCCACGGAGGAGGCCCAGGUGUAGUACAAAAGCUUAGCGUUUAGGGGAAAUGGGGUUGAGGCUGAUGAUGCAUUUGUUAUCGUCGCGGGCUUUUGGGGAAUGUUACCCAGGCCAUUUGAUGUUUUUAGGGCUUUUAGGUCUCCGUACCUUGCGGGGGUUCUCUGAAGAUGGUCUAGUAAGGCCUCAGUUGUACUCCGUACUUAGGCUCAUGACUUUCCGACUAAGCUUACUAUCUACCCGAGUUAACAAAAACACAACACAGGAUUCGGAUUUCCUAUUGCUGGAAACAGGCUGUGGUUCCCCUCUCAGUCUUUCGGUCCAAGCGAUCCUUUUCUGUAUUCCCAUCACCAACAUAACAGUAGGAAACCGGGCUCCUCUGGCAGUGAUUCAAUGGGUGAAUCAAGAUCUGGCCCAUGCCAGCCGUAAGCCAUGUUACGAAUUCAUGAACAAGAUCCAUCCCGAAUGGAUGUCGUCGGGUGCUGAGUUCAGGCACGAUGCAGAUACCACUCGUAAGAUCGUCUACAAAGUCUCCUUGCACUCAGAUAUGUAUGGAAAGGUACAUACGAAUACACGGAAGAAGAAAAACGGUGGGGGGGCAACCAAGCUGAGAAGCUCACGAGGUUGGGUGACGGGUGAGGAUGUCAAAAAGCCGGUAAGACCCACUAAAACAGCUCGAGACCCCUGUUAUGCAGGCGGCUGGGUGUCGUGUGUGGUGUGGUAGCGUUGCCGCGCUUUUUCUCGACCAGCCUCUCGCAUUUCUGUUGACUUGGGCCGUAAAGCUGGUGGCGGGGCAACGCUGCUUUUUAACGUG